AUCUAUUUUGACAUUUCUGAUACCACCGUGUUUGGUUGAAGUAACCGAACUUUGAACUUUGAACAUACAAAAAAUAAUCAAUUAAUCAAUAAAUUAUUUUCAAACUUAUAGGGAAAGACGAAGAUUUAUUUCAAAAUGUUGUCGCAGUUCUCUAAAUCUAGUUAUGCAUCCAUCAAAUCUGUGCCUCGGAUGCUUACAAGACUGUACUCAUCAGAAAUUCCUCAAUUUGAGACAUUCGCUGUGUCCAUGCCGAAGAAAAAUGUAUUCCACGUGGAAAUGAACAGGCCGAAACAAUUAAACACAUUUAGCAAAAAUAUGUGGAGCGAAAUGAAAGAGUGCUUUAUGUCUCUGAGUAACAAUCCAGAAUGCAGAGUUGUGGUUCUGUCUGGGAGGGGAAAGCAUUUUACUGGUGGGAUAGACUUCAACAGUCUUAUAGCAGAAGGCAACAAGAUAUCCGAAAUUGAAGAUGUAGGACGAAGGGGUAGAAUGUUCGAGAAAAUGAUAGUGAAGUUUCAGGACGGAAUAACGGCUUUGGAAGACUGCGUCAAACCGGUUCUGGUGGUUUCGCACAACGCGUGUGUCGGCGCUGGCGUCGAUCUUAUAACAGCUGCUGAUGUGAGAUAUUGCACACAGGACGCCUGGUUCCAGGUCAAAGAAGUCGACCUAGGUUUAGCCGCGGACGUAGGAACUCUACAGAGAUUACCCAAGGUCAUAGGCAAUACGUCAAUAGCAAGGGAACUAUGCUUCACAGCUAGAAAGCUACAAGCGAAGGAAGCAUUGGAAAUAGGUCUUGUUAGUAAGAUAUUCCCAGAUCAAGAGACGGCAAUAAAGGAAGUAUUAGAGAUCGCCGAGACGAUAGCUAAGAAGAGUCCCGUAGCGGUGCAAAAUACGAAAAUAUGCAUGGUGUAUUCUCAGAGCAGGACCACUAAAGAUGGAUUGGAACACAUUAAACUAGUGAACCAAAUGGCUUUACAAAGCGAAGAUUUGCGGAAGGCAGCUUUAGCGCAAGCCACCAAGACUGAAACUGAAUUUGAAAAUCUGUAAAU
Molecule: messenger RNA, 1046 nt
Organism: Zerene cesonia (dogface butterfly)
Lineage: Eukaryota; Metazoa; Arthropoda; Insecta; Lepidoptera; Pieridae
Product: delta(3,5)-Delta(2,4)-dienoyl-CoA isomerase, mitochondrial
Exons: 9
Coding region: 136-1044 (302 amino acids)
Cellular component (GO): mitochondrion
Molecular function (GO): delta(3,5)-delta(2,4)-dienoyl-CoA isomerase activity
Source: RefSeq, a predicted model, not a curated record